UAGGUUUCAUCAAAGAAUUUAAACAAAAAUGGCUACUCGAUCAUGCUUAUGUAUUUUUACUCUCUUACUCGUUGCAUUUCAAUCCACCAUGAUGAACGCCAACACUGUUCUUCCUUCACCUCGCUGCAGCCCAGUAUUGGCUUCUACCAGAGAAAUGUUCCAAUACGCUUUGAACUUGCACAUUUAUAAAGCAGUACUUUUUCUGGGUUCUUCAGUUGGUCGUAAAAUCAACGAUAUAUCACCAGAUCUGGUCGAAGGUCCCGCUCCCAUUGGAGUUACCCUUGCCAAUCUCGGUAACCUCCCCAGAAGGUUUAUAGAGGAGUCUGGUUUAGCUAGCGUCGGACAUAUAAGGGCUAUCGCAGACAUUGAAUCACUGAGGACUCCACUUCCAAUGCCACAGUUGGAUAUAAGACCACAAGUUUUUGCCAAAUUUUUCGACGUUAUAAAUGUAACUCAGAAUCCUCCAUUCAAUACUUACGCCAACACAAACAGCUUUCUGUUUGCAGCUGCUUAUGCUUCUUAUUUUUUAAAACAAUAUUACGCUGGAAUUAUACCUUCGAUUGUCGGCAACCCUGAACAAGAGUUGGCGACUGAAAUCGCGCUCUACGAGGCUGCGUCAUAUGGUGUUAUCCGAUCACUACUCAACGACAGGGAAAAUUUAGCAGUGCCGCUUUAUACAUUCACAGUGGGGAAUGUUACCAACCUUACUGCACAAAUUGGUAACCAACUAGGGGGCUGCGGCGUGAAAGAUGAAGGUUUGACUGUGCCACUUGCACUCGGAGCUGAGAAUCGAACUACCAAUAACGUCAUACCGGCGGAUGUCAACUCACUUUCAUAUAAACAGACUGCACUGGAGAUCUUGAGGAUCGUGUUUAUAACUGGCAACGCCACAAAAGCCGGUGGAAUUUUUCCGAAUGGUUUCGUGGGGACGCUUUAUAAACGGAUUGUUGCCCUAAAACAAAGCUAA
This is a messenger RNA of Hibiscus syriacus, 967 nucleotides long. RefSeq names its product desiccation-related protein PCC13-62-like. The record is from RefSeq and is a predicted model, not a curated record. The transcript has 3 exons. Lineage: Eukaryota; Viridiplantae; Streptophyta; Magnoliopsida; Malvales; Malvaceae. Bases 29 to 967 code for a protein of 312 amino acids.